AGGCCGAGGGCCGUGGAGGAUUAUUUUCUGGCCAGCAGUAGCAGUAGGGGACUGUGUCUCGGACACGUAAUUCGCUUUUCCCCUGCUUUAGGGUUUUUGGUGUUCAAAUCUUGGUUUGCUUAGCUCGCUGGAAGAACCGAGCAGAGCAGAGCAGAGACGAGUGGAGGGGAGGGGAAGGUGCAAGGAAGAGGGGGAGGACGGAGGAGGAAGAAGAAGAAGGGAAGGAAGAAAGGAAGGAACGGACUGAGGGGAGAGUAUAGCGCAAUUUAUUACGAUUUUGAAUCUUCGUAUGUCUGGGAUCUGCUGUAGGUCUGUCCGAUAUGUCGGGCGAGGAGGAUGAUCGCAGCAGCUGGUGUUGCGGAGGUGAAGUUACUUUUGGGAUCCGUUGCAGAAUUCCUGCCAUGCUGGCUGACUUUCGAAAGCUUCUGAUGGUCGUCUAGGGGAGCGAAAUGGUUGGUGCUACUGUUGUGCGAGGAGGGCGAGGGAGAGGAGGAAGGCUGGGGAUGGAAGUGGAAGCAGCAGCAGCAGCCGCUGUGGUGCGUUGUGGAGGAGGUGGUGCUGCUAUGGAAGGUCAUCAUCGCUGACUUCAUUUCUUGCCCCGCGGGCCGAGCAGGGACUUGAGCAGGCGUGCGAAAUUGAAUGGGAUGCGCUGCAGGGCAUCUGCGAGGCGUACCGAGGGACUGACAGGGGCCUAGGGAAGCUGAAGGAUUGGCGUUCGCACGUCAAGGGCUGCUGCAGCAGUGCUCUGCUAGCGUGGGAGGGUAGGAGAGUUGUGGAGGAAAGAAUUUUCUGGGGAUGAGUGACAGACGUGCUAAUCUUGGGACCAAGAGGUUUCUAGUUAUAAGCUGCGGAUCAAGUGGAGCACUGUGCGGACAAGAGUCUGUGGAACAGUCGUAGUUACCGUACAGGGAGUUUUUGGAUCAAGAAAGCACUUGGCGUUGCAAUUUCAUCCUUUUGAAUGGUUUCGACUCGCGGAGAUUGAUGCUGGUUUCUUUCUUCGAAGCUCGGACCUCUGGCGAUCGGACAGCUCUUCUAGCCAGGAGUAGCUAAGGAUGACAGGCGGAGCGGGUUGCAAUUGCAGGAUUUCCGCCCGGUCAUCUUUGCUCCGUUUCCUUACCGUCCGAACGGACAGGAAAAAUCUCAUCCAGGAUGACGCACCCUUCGUAGAUCGAAGGUACGCUAGUAGAUGCGCCUUUAAGUGCGCGGGGAUUGACGGAUAUUCUUGUUGUCUAAGGUGCUUCCCCCUUAGUCAUUGAUCUACAUGGACCAGCUUUUGACAAAUGGAUACAUAUAGAUAGCCGUCCAUGAAAAUGUUCACAGAGGCGGUCAAGGUUUACUGAGUUUGCCCGUGGUGGUUAUCAUCUGCUCGUGGACAGUUGUAGCUUGCACUUACGGUACAUACAGCAGCUGUUUGGGACACAAUCAGCCUUGAGUUAAUUUGACUAUGAAGGUGGAGCUGCAAAAUGGAUCCACCUUACUGCUUGCGUGGAUCUGUUUUGCCAUUUUUCCUCAUGUUGGUUCUAGCACUUAUGUCCUGCGUACCUGGUAGUCUUGUUGAAAACUCAAUCGAGUUGUGGAGCGGCUAUCCACUCGUCAGCAAUACAAGUUCAACAACAGCUGGAGGUUUUUUGCAGUGGAAGAAAGGUGGACUGCCAUGUGAUGAAAAUGAUGAGGAUCCCCCGUGCUUGCCGAAGGAACUGGUUGAUCAGUCUCUUUCUUGCGAGACAGACCUUCUAGGGAUUGGGUCACUAGAUGAGUAUUGUGUUGUAAAUGAGACUGUUACUUUGAAGGAGGAUGCCAUAAUCGCGGGGGAAGGUACAUUAGAACUUCUUCCGGAUGUAACUUUAAGUUGCCCAUAUCCUGGCUGCAACCUCACUAUUGUACUUACAGGAAAUUUGAUCCUCAAUGUGAAUGCAUCCGUUGUUAGCGGAACGUUAAUCAUCAGGGCCGAUAAUGUCAGCGCAGCUUUGGGUUCCUCAUUUAGUGCCAAGGGAUUGGGUGGAAGCCCGCCAGCCCAAACAAGUGGAAUUCCCGUUGGCUAUGAAGGUGCUGGAGGUGGUUAUGGAGGCAGAGGAGCAUGCUGUGUGGCAGAGGGUGGAAAACAGCAGGAAGAUACAUGGGGUGGGGAUGUUUAUGCGUGGUCCUCUCUCGCAAGACCUUGGAGUUAUGGAAGUAAAGGUGGAUCGACUAGCAAGAAAGAGGAUUAUGGAGGGGCGGGUGGGGGAAGACUUAGUCUCACAGCAUUAAAUGUGCUGGAGCUGUAUGGAAAGAUUGAUGCAGACGGCGGGUCGGGGGGAGAAUUUGGUGGAGGUGGCUCUGGAGGUAGUGCUAUCGUCAGGGCGGUAGAAAUAAAAGGGAAUGGUGAAAUCAGUGUAAACGGAGGUAGUGGACGAGCAGGUGGAGGUGGGGGUCGUCUGGCGAUUGAAACGUACCGCAAUGAAGCUGUGAAAUUAUACGUGAGAGGAGGACACAGCUUGGCAUGCCCGAAUAAUUCUGGAGGUGCAGGCACUAUCUUUGACGUUGUACCUCAGAGCUUGACAGUGAGCAACAACAACCAAUCAACUGUUACAGAGACUUUGUUGCUGGAGUUUCCAAAUCAUCCACUUUGGGCUAAUGUCCAAGUUGAGGGUCGAGCCAGGGUUUUGGUUCCACUCCUUUGGAGUAGGAUGCAGGUUCGUGGACAGUUGACUAUUGCCUCCGAUGCCUUGCUCAGCUUUGGAUUGGCUCAUUAUUCAAGUUCUGAGUUUGAGGUUGUAGCGGAAGAAGUACUCAUGACCAACGCAGUAAUUAUCGUCUACGGUGCCCUGAAACUUCAGGUGAAGAUGCUGUUUAUGGUCAAUUCCUUACUUCAAAUUGAAGGAGGUUCAGACUCCCUGACUAGUACAUCAGAAUUGGAGGCAAGCAGUAUCGCUGUCCUUAGAGAGGGCUCUGUGAUCAAGUCUAAUUCCAACCUUGGAAUGCAUGGUCAAGGGCUCUUGAAACUCAACGGGUCUGGUGAUGCCAUAAAGGCGGAGCGACUGUUUAUCUCAUUGUUUUUCACUCUAGCUGUUGGAUCAGGUUCUGUACUCCAGGCACCACUUGAUUACGAUUCACCAUUAAGUGAUGAGACAUCUCGAGUGCAUUGCCUCCGAACUACUUGCCCUUCAGAAGUGACCAAUCCCUCUGAAGAUUGUACCUUGAAUACCUCUUCUCCAUUUACUCUCCAGGUUUGUCGUGUGGAAGAUAUCAUCAUAGAGGGUACUAUUAAGGGCAGUGUAGUUCACGCUCAACGAACCAGAACUAUCUCUAUCAAUCCGGAUGGCCUUCUUACUGCGUCUGGCUGGGGAUGUAAAGGUGGAUUAGGGAAGGGGGAAAUGUCAGAAACACUUGCUGCUGGUGGAGGCGGUCAUGGUGGAAAGGGUGGACGAGGUUAUUUUAAUGGAAGCGUGGCUGAGGGUGGUAUAGAAUAUGGAGAUCAAAGUAUGCCAUGCGAAUUGGGCAGUGGGAGUGGUAAUUCAAGUGUUGGGUUGGUAACUUCUGGGGGUGGAAUCAUUGUUUUGGGAUCAUUAGAUCAUCCCUUGGCCAGUCUCGAUAUUGCAGGGGCUCUUACAGUGGAUGGAGAGAGUUCUCUUGUAGUUCCAGAGACCGAAGUUGGUGGGCCUGGGGGUGGAUCAGGGGGAAGUCUGCUACUUUUUUUGCAAAGUCUUACCCUACAAAAUGGGUCCUUGCUUUCUAGCGCUGGCGGCCAUGGGGGUUCUGUAGGAGGUGGUGGUGGGGCUGGUGGAAGAGUGCACUUUCACUGGUCAAACAUUGCAGUUGGUGAAGAUUAUUUAGCAGUUGCCAACGUUGAAGGUUACAUCCAUGCAAGGGGUGGAACUGGUAGCGACGAUGGUUCGGGAGGAAGUGACGGUACAAUUACCGGUAGGGAAUGCCCGAAAGGACUCCAUGGCAUUUUCUGUGAGGAGUGUCCUGUAGGUACAUAUAAAAAUCAGUCAGGUUCUGACAUAAGAUUAUGUAAGCCUUGUCCGACAACAAAUUUACCACGACGAGCCAACUUCAUCUACGUUCGUGGAGGAGUAUUGGAGCCGUCCUGUCCAUACAUGUGUAUGUCAGAGAAAUAUCGUAUGCCAAACUGUUACACACCGAUAGAGGAGCUUAUAUAUACACUCGGAGGACCAUGGCUUUUUACUAUACUACUUUCAAGUGCGCUUGUGCUGCUGGCGCUUGUACUGAGUGUAGCUCGAAUGAAACUUAUUGGAAAUGAUGAUUUCACGGGUCCAGCUCCGGCUCCUGUUGGUGGUCAUAUCGAUCAUUCUUUUCCAUUCUUGGAGUCCUUGAACGAGGUUUUGGAGACUACACGGGUUGAAGAGUCUCAAAGCCACGUACAUCGUAUGUAUUUUAUGGGCUGCAACUCAUUUGGAGAACCCUGGCAUCUGCCUCAUUCACCUCCGGAGCAAAUCAUUGAUCUUGUAUAUGAGGACGCCUACAAUAGAUUCGUGGAGGAAAUCAACAGUCUGGCUGCUUAUCAGUGGUGGGAAGGCUCUGUGCAUAGUAUAUUGUCUGUUCUUGCGUAUCCAUUUGCGUGGCAUUGGCAGCAGUGGAGACGAAGGAAAAAAGUUCAACAAUUGCGUGAUUAUGUCCGCUCAGAAUAUGAUCAUGCGUGCCUCCGCUCUUGCCGUUCUCGAGCUCUGUAUGAGGGUCUGAAGGUGGCAGCAACACCGGAUCUCAUGUUGGCCUACAUUGAUGUCUUCUCUGGAGGGGACGAGAAACGUUCUGAUCUUCCACCGCGACUUAUUCAAAGACUACCUAUGUCAAUAGUAUUUGGAGGGAAUGGCACGUAUAUGGCGGCAUAUUCACUACACAGCGACAAUCUUCUCACAAGCCUUAUUUGUCAGGCACUACCCGCUACUGUGUGGUAUCGAUUUGUGGCUGGACUCAAUGCACAGCUACGAACUGUACGACGAGGCUCUUUACGCUCCACACUGCUUCCAGUGGACGAAUGGCUGAACAGUCAUGUCAAUCCGCGUUUUCGUGAACAAGGAAUUCGAAUAGACUUGGCAUGGUUUCAAGCGACGGCAUCUGGUUACUAUCAACUAGGUGUUGUUCUUACCCGAGAUGGACCAUCACCACCUCCGGCAUUAUCGGAUGGAGGAGACUCCCCUCCCAGAGUACAAACGAAUGUUUCUCCUAGCGGGGUCACAUCCCCUGGAUUGUCCCUCUUAGCAGCUCCUGGAGUCCCGGAAAAUUUUCCUCCGGCACAGUGGCAGUCGACUGAAAGCUAUUCUCAGUUAAAUUUGUCUCGCAGACGAAUCGGGGGCGCAAUACUGGACGCCGUGACACUUCCAUCACUGGAGGACAGGAAGGAUUUAAUGUUUCCGUUGUCAAUACUCUUGCGCAACUUGAGGCCCGUUGGUCAUCAGGCAACGGUUGGGCUGGUCAUAUCUUUGCUACUUCUAGCAGAUUUAAGUUUAACAUUACUUACAUUGUUACAAUUUUUCUCUAUAUCUUUGGACGCUUUUCUUUUGGUUCUUUUGGUACUUCCUUUGGCGUCUUUGCUACCAAGUGCGGCUGGCCUCAAUGCAUUAUUUAGUCAUGGACCACGACGGGCAGCAGGGCUAGCUCGAGUUUACGCUUUAUGGAAUACCACUUCUUUUGCCAAUGUGUUCAUGGCUUUAUUAUAUGGCUUGUUUCAUUAUGUGGUCCCGCAAUUGAUGCCCAAAAGCGGUCUUACCGCCCUCAAAUUUAACACGGAGGACGACAGUUGGUGGUUAUUACCAGGCCUGCUUAUCAUAUGCAAGUGUAUCCAAGCUUGGAUGGUUGACUUGCACAUUGCUAAUUUAGAAAUACAGGAUCGAACCCUCUAUUCGGAAGAUCCCACAAAGUUCUGGCAGAGCACCUGAGCAGGACUGGGUACCCUCAUUUGAAGCCCUUCCAUGUGAAUUGAGGUUGCGUUCUUCACAGAAAGAUGAGGACACGAUUGGGAGGCCGUGUAUAGACUAUGCCAUAAGUCUACAACAUGGCAGGUCUUUUUGAAGUUCAUCAGUUGACUGAGAGCAACAGCCUUUCCAGCUCAGUCCAAGUUAUUUUGGUCUGCUCUUGUCUGCUACAAAACCUGUUGAGGAAGUGAUGAGGCCAGGUGUGAAGAUCUGUGUCACACGUGGUGCGUGAAGAUGAAGGGCCGCAGCUUCUAAGGUGUAUCUUGUUCUCCCAGGAAAUGAGAACAUGCUAGAUGAGAUUUUGAUGUAUAUACUUUUUACAUCUGCAUUGAAUUGGGCUUUACCUUCUCCGAUACGGUCACUGGAGUCAAGUAGGAAGGAAUCAUAACUUCCGGACUCAAGAUAUUUUUAUCCUUUUUAGGGCUUGAGACUGGAAGGUGCAGGCAAUUUAGUUAAUAAUUUAUUAUGAGGGUUUUAUAGAGUUGAGCGUCCUUGUCCAGGUUGUUGGUACUUGUUCGAGAAGACGGCCCACUAGUGUCCCGGCAUGUGCAUGUGUUUUCGGCCUUUUGGGCCUCUUCGAUCCAUCAUGUGUGAAAACAAGGUAACGAGUGAGGAGAAGCAGGGAAGCUGUCAUUACGACGAUCCUGUACCCAAGCUGAGCUGUGAGUGAAAUUGAUAUCUCUAUCGUGAAAGAUUUGAUCUGGGUAUUUUCACCUGCUUACAAAUUACGCGAUGUGGCCGAGGAUGCAAGGCUGAGGAUGAUCAAGGGCAGGAGCCUGGGGAUAAGAAUUGACUUUGUUAUUGUGAUGCUGAUACUUCUGGGAGUUGCACACGCCUUUUAUCAGUUGUGAAAUACGAAGGGGUAAGCGACCGCCCACAUCGGGUAUGUUAGGAGUUGUUCGCCAGUUGGAUUACAAGCGGAAAUGAUCAAUUAAACCCACACUUGUGAUGCACUUAUACUUGAGGAAAGUUUGGAACACCUACCACAUGGUUGGAACCAUUAUUGACCUGUCGAUCGAUGUACGUAAAAGAAACAAUUACAAUGGGUCCUUAUUCAAUAGCUAUCUUUCUUAUGGCACCUGGGGUAGGAGAUCUGAGUGACUAGCAUCACAUGGAGGCAGAACGAAGAGAAUCAUCUAUGAUUGUGGAGAAAUGAGACGGCAGAAAUGAACUCAUGUUUAGCACGACUCCCAUACUUUUUUGGGUGGAGCUUCCGCUCGUGUAAUGUGGGACGGCGAGAAGGCAGACUUGAACUUGUGUGUACUCUUGUGUUCAUGGUUUUGUAUAGGAGCUUCUGCCUGUAUAGGGGAUUGGGUAUGUGUGCGUAAUAACCUUUGUCCUCUGAAGGCGUUCUAACAUAGUGAUCUGUUUUGUCUACCAUCGUCGAAUGUGAAUAGCUGUCAAGCUUGUGCGCUGCUUAUCACUGGUGUUCAGUAUAGAUCCGUGUAAUCUUUUGCUGGGGCGUCUUCCAGUUGGGCACGGACAUUUCGAGUUAUCUCCAUAUCGCACGCCUGAAGUCUAGGAAGAGACGCAGUUACGCUAGUGUUGUCGAAGGCCUUUUUGCAGGGAUUCAGUUGUGAUCUCGCCUCGCGUUUGUUAACUGCUUUCCUUGUUAAAGAUUUUCGAUUCUUUUUCCUGAGAUAGGUACUGGUUUGGUUUCAUGACCCUCUGUUUCUGAUCUUUUACGAUUCUUAUUUUUUAUCUGCAUAUAUUUUCGACUUUUAAUAUAAGUACCAUUCC
Marchantia polymorpha subsp. ruderalis is the source of this 7655-nucleotide messenger RNA. The record is from the annotation of a GenBank genome assembly. NCBI's taxonomy places the organism in Eukaryota, Viridiplantae, Streptophyta, Marchantiopsida, Marchantiales, Marchantiaceae.